AACUGAACUCGAGCCAAGCGGUCGGCCUACGCGCAUGUUUUUUAACCAAGUUAAAAGCAGUGCUAACAAACAAAAGUGCAACAACAACAACGACGACGACGACGACGAGAGCAACAACAAGAAUAUUUUGUUAACUAGCCUGCUACGCUAGCCGCUGCAGUUUUGUGCGACAAUUUAUAACUGUCUAUAAAUAAAGCUUAAAGACAAAGCCCCGGCGUGUGCAAAAAGGCGUGCGGCAAAGUGAAGCGAAAAAAAGUAAAAAAAAAAUAAAAAAGCAUAAAAAUUCCGCAGAUCGUUCGGUGUGCGCGGCGUGUUGUUGGUCAAGCGCAGAGCAAAACUAAAAAAUAAAAUCAAGCAAAAGGUGCGAGACAAGAAAUUAAAUUGAUAAAGCUUAAAGCAAAAGCAAACAAUAACAACAAGAACAGCGAGCGAACCCUUGACCGUUUGCCUUGGCAGUUGCCGCAGUUCAGUUCAGCGAGUUGAACUUGGACUUGGACUUGUCGCGCGUCUGUGGCAAUUAUCAAGCAGAGUGCAUCAGGCUGGGAAUGCCAGACGCGUCUAAAACACAGACACAGCCACAGAGUGUAUGUGUGUGUGUGUGUGUUUAGUGUGUGUGCGCGUGUGUGUGUAAAUAGCUCAAAGCCACGAAAUUGCUUUUAUCGCUGCGCCAAAAUCGCCAAUUGGCAAAAAUUGAAAAAAUAUAUAUAUACACUAUAUAUACAACAAUAUAUAACAGCAAAAACUAGCUAAGGGCACAACAACAACAACAAAAGCGCAUCGCGUGGAGCAAACAGCGCGCACGAGAUAAACUCCAAAAAGAGCAACAACAACAGCAACAACAACAGCAACAACAGCGCAGCGGCAACAACGAAAUAUUACCCGUGAGGCAUAUGCGCUAUGUGGCAGACAAACUUACAAACAUACAUGUGGCAGCAACAACAACAACAAUAGCUACAGUGACUGCAAAAGCAAAAUGUAUAAUAAAAAAUUACAACAAGUGAUCGUGCAGAAAAUAGAUCGAUAAAGCAAACAACAACAAAAGUUUAUAUAUAUAUAGAAAUAGCAACAACAAAUAAAAGCACGUUUUUCGGCCCGCUGUUGUUGUUUGUUUGUAUUGGUGUGGGCCAAUGCACUUACAAUAGAACUCAAGUCUCAAGUAUUUGUUGCAUUUACUACGCCCAAGCGACGCGCGCGUUCGUUCGUUCGUUCGCUCACAAAAUUUAUUAAACAAAAAGCCAAACGAAAAUUAAUUUCACGACUUUAGUCGCCGCCGCCGCCGCCGUCGCAGCGCUGAGCUGAGCUGAGCUGAAGUUUGUGAGAGCGACUGCUGAGCGAGCGACAGCAAAAUGUACGACAUCAAGCGUCUGGAAGCCGAACAACACUUGAGAAUUCAGAACGAGCGAUUGAGCGGAGCAGCAGCGACGUCGUCGUCAACACAGCUUAGCUGCAGCGUUAUAACGCCCAGCGCCACGCCCACACUGCACUGCAGCCCCAUCGAAGCCACACACAUGACACUGUUGACGCUGCGUCGACGUCGCGCGUUUCAGCGUCGCGCCUGCCUGCUCAGCAUAUUGGCAGCCUUUGUGUUCGGCAUGGCCUUGGGUGUGAUAGUGCCAAUGCUAGGACUGCCCGAUUACUUUGCCAGCAGCAGCGCCGAGAGCAGACUGAACCUAAGCGAGCAGCUCAUGGACAGCAGCAGCUCGCCGCUGCCCUAUAGCGUUGCCUUUGUGAAUGCGCCGCAGCUGGAGCUGAGCGCUGAGCAAGUGUUUCGCAAUGUUUUUCAUCUGGAGCAGGAUAAGCAAGCGCCGGACUCAAUGCUGGUCAAGAAGCUGGACACAAGCGAUGGCAGCAUUAAGGAGUUUCAUGUGCAGCGCAUAGCCAAUGGGCGAUUUCGCAAAGGACCUGAGCGACGUUUGAGCAAAAGCAAAGCGACAGUUCAAGCGUCUAGCCAGCAGCAGCAGCAGCAGCUGCCUGGCAUCAUCGCUGAGCAUAUUUACUGGGGUGAGCUGGUGGAGCGUGCGCUGCCAGCAGGAUUUGCAGCGCAGCAGCAGCGCAGCUGGCAGCGCUACGUAGCGCAGGAGGGACAAGUGCUCAGACUGGAGUCCGGCUGUGGACGCAUGCAGAAUCGUCUAGUUGUAUUCGCCGACGGCACACGCGCCUGCGCGCGCUAUCGCCAAAAUACGGAUCAAAUACAAGGCGAAAUCUUUAGCUACUAUUUGGGACAGCUGCUCAAUAUAUCGAAUCUGGCGCCCAGCGCUGCAACCAUCAUCGAUACAACGCAGUCCAGCUGGUCUGCCGCUUUGACAGACAUUACACAAGCGCAAUGGAAGGAGCAGCGUCCAGUGGUGCUGACGCGCUGGUUAACCGAUCUGGAGCCCGCUGGCAUACCGCAGCCGUUUCAGCCGCUCGAGCGUCAUCUGAACAAACAAGAUGUUUGGAAUAUAACGCGCCAACUGUUGCCUGCCAGCGCGCAAACGGCAGCGCAUCCAUCAAGCACGCUUGAGCAGUCCGCGUCGCAGUCAUCGUCGGAGCUCUCUGGGUCGCUGCUGCAGCGUUUAAUUGAAUUGGCACAAUGGUCGGAUUUAAUCGUCUUCGAUUACCUGAUCGCGAACCUCGAUCGUGUCGUUAAUAACUUGUACAACUUUCAAUGGAAUGCCGACAUUAUGGCUGCGCCCGCUCACAAUCUCGCACGCCAGCGCCAGUCGCAGCUGCUUGUCUUCCUGGACAACGAGUCGGGGCUGCUGCACGGCUAUCGGCUGCUCAAAAAAUAUGAGGCCUAUCACAGUCUGCUGCUUGACAAUCUCUGCGUCUUUCGCCGUCCCACUGUCGACGCUCUGCGGCGUUUGCGUGCCGAGGGCGCGGGUCGCCAACUGCGUGAACUAUUUCAGCGCAGCACCAGCGCCGGCGUGCGUGACGUGCUGCCCUCGCUGCCGGAUAAAUCAAUCAAGAUACUCGCGGAACGCAUCGAUCGCGUGCUGAGCCAAGUGCAAAAGUGCGCCGACAGCAACAAGAGCUGAGCGACGAACAGAACAACAGAACACACUCAACUCAACUCAACUCAACUUAACUGACUGAAUAAUAAGCUGUAAAUAAUUGUUAAAAAAACAAAUAGAUCGCUCGACAUAAAGUUAGACAGCAGCAGCUUGCAAAUUGUCGCUCAGCUGCGCAUUGUCGCUUAGCUGCUGCAUUUGUUAAUAUUUAUUAAGCUUAAGCCAAAUGUUUAUUGCACUGGCGCCACACACACCCACCCACCCAUACCCCACCAACACCCACAACAGAAUAUAGUCAAUAGCUAACUCACAAACAAAACUCUGAACUUUACGCCCAGUGGUUGGCCACGAGUAUUAACUGAAUGAGAAACAAACUCCAACUGAGAGUCUGGCGAGUAUUAAUAACAAACCGAGCCGAUCUUACUACUUAAGUCAACACACAUAUUUUUUUCAUUUUAUAUUGUUUAAUUUAGUUUAUUUAGCAGCUAUGCCUUUGUGAUAUUUUGUUUAAGCCGAUUAGACGAAAACUAAUUUAAUUGUUUAAGUAGUUACAUAUCUUUGCUGUAUAAUUUAUGGGCCAUUAUUUUGCUUAAGCGCAACGAAUAAAAACAAAAACAAAUAUUAUGAA
This is a messenger RNA of Drosophila busckii, 3618 nucleotides long. It is a transcript of the gene fj, whose product is annotated as extracellular serine/threonine protein kinase four-jointed. The transcript has a single exon. NCBI's taxonomy places the organism in Eukaryota, Metazoa, Arthropoda, Insecta, Diptera, Drosophilidae. The coding region runs from base 1347 to 3017 and encodes 556 amino acids. The record is from RefSeq and is a predicted model, not a curated record. Gene Ontology annotation, biological process: cell-cell signaling.